UCACGGUUCAUUGAACUGACUUUGAGAAAAAACGGGUUUUUUAAUACGGACGUAACGAAUAUUUCCAUGGAAACUUAAUUUUCGUUUCCAUAGAGAAAUUGCGUUUCCUUAGAAACAGACAGUUUCCAUAGAGUAACCUUGGAAACAAAGAAAUUGUAAAAAAGGUGUUUCAUUGUUGUUUAGGAGAGAUUGUUGUUGCCGGUAGUUUUUUUUUCGAGUGGAAAAUAAGUUGUCAUGGGGAUUUAGUUUUUUUUUAAUUUUAAAAAAUGUGGAAAAAAUAUAUAUUAGUGUUUAAUUUAGUUAUGAUUUUUGUUAAUUCCAUGGAAACGGGGAAUAAAAGUGAUUUAAUUAAUCAACAAGUGGGGGUGGAGAAGAAUUUUAAGGGGAGUGCCCCUCAGGGGGAGGAGGCUGAGGAAGAAGAGGAAGAUGAGGGGCCAAGUUUUGGGGGGUUGCUGAAUGGAUUACUGGAGUCGUUUUCUAAUCCAAAGCCACACCCACCUUCGCCACACCCACCGCAAAACUCAACGACCCCACAGAAACCGCACCCCCCUCAGAAUCCCUGCCCCGGGCGGUGCGUCUCCCCCCUGGCAUCCGUUUUCAUGUGUGACAAGACCACGGAAUUAUUCAGUUGCCAGGGUAACCAGGUCUGUUGCCAUGACGACCCACCAACGGCACACCCCUCGGACACUAAAAAAAUCACCCCCUCGGAAAUUUUAGAUGACGACGACGAGGAAGAAGAAGAGCAGGAAAGUGUGGAAAGUGUGAAAUUAUGCGACGGUGUUUGCAUCGGGAAGGAGCUGGCGGGGGAGGUCUGUGAAGAAGUCAGGGAGGAUGGGGGGGCGUGCCCCAAGGGGAGUGUCUGCUGUGGGAGGAGUCUGAAUUCUACCAUGGCAACGGGCACACCCACUGAGAAAAUAAAGAAGAAAUGCGAGGGGACGUGCAGGUCCAUGAUUUUUGGGCUGUUUCUUUGUGAUGAAAUCGAUUCAGAGGCGGAGUGCGGGGAGAGCCAUCAGGCGUGUUGUGUUAUGAAAGAGAGGCCGCAGCAGGCACGCCCACCGCAGGGGGUGGGACACCCACAAGGGGCGCACCCACAAAAUAGACCACACCCACCGCAGGGGGCGCGCCCAACAACUCAGCCACACCCACAACCUCAAGAAUCUGAAGAGGAUUCUCCACCACCCACUCAACCGCGCCCACCUCCAUCCGCCCCAGUCGCCGUCACACCCACCACCGCGCCCACAUCAGCCACACCCACAACAACCCCACCCUCCUCCUCCCCCCAAUCCCCCCCACCCCCACCCCCCGUGUGCCACGCCUACUGCGUCGCCCUGGCAGCCCUCCCCUACUGCCGCUCCCCCCUCCCCGGAACCUGCGGGAUCAACGCGGGCUGCUGUGGUCACGAUUUGCAGCCCGUCCUCCGCCCCGUUGCCACGACAACCACCUCCACGACCACGCCCCCCUCCACAGAAUCGGAUUACGACUCCAUGGAAACGCCCUCGGCGGCGGUGGUUGCCAUGGAAACGUGUCCUGGGCAGUGUAUAAGACCGAUCAUGUCGUUUACCUGUUUUCUCAAUGCGGAGAUGACGGAUGGGUUUCGGUGCGAGGAUCCCAAGAUGAAGUGCUGUGCGCCGAAGAAGAAUUUGCCAGGGAAUUCGACGCAAGGGGGUGUGGUCCAAGGAGGGGGUGUGGUCCAACCGGGGGGUGUGCCUCAAGGGAAUAAUGUCGUUUCCGUGGGAACUUAUAAUAAGUUCCCGCCACCCCCACAGCAACAACAGCAACCGUUUCCACAGCAACCGUUCCCCCAGCAGUUUCCACAGCAACCACAAUUCCCACCACCCCCCCAACAACAACCCCCACCACCCCCACCCCUUCUCCACCCCAAACCUGACCGCACCUUCACCCAAACAUCCCGUUACAUCUGCGGCGUGAAAGGCGCGCCCGCGACAUCAGCGCUGCAAAUGCUACCCGAGGGGUUAUUGUCGCGGCGGAAGCGCGUGGUGGGCGGGAGCGACGCGGCGCCGGGGGAGUGGUGCUGGCAGGUGGCGCUGAUCAACUCCAUGAAUCAGUAUUUAUGCGGGGGGGCACUGAUCGGGGUCGAGUGGGUUCUGACUGCGGCUCAUUGCGUUACCAACAUCGUCCGCUCUGGAGACUCGAUCUACGUCCGCGUGGGUGACCACGAUUUAACAUCAAAAUACGGCUCCCCAGGGGCGCAAACCCUCCGCGUGGCCACGACCUACAUCCAUCACAACCACAACUCACAAACUUUAGACAACGACAUCGCCCUGCUCAAACUCCAAGGCCAAGUAUCACUAAAAGAAGGGGUGUGCCUCAUCUGCCUCCCCUCGCGGAGUGGGGCAGGUGGGAAUUUACUCCCCGGGAGGAGGUGCACCGUCACGGGCUAUGGAUACAUGGGGGAGAGCGGCCCGAUCCCCCUCCGCGUUCGGCAAGCGGAGCUCCCCAUAGUUUCCGAUGGGGAAUGCAUUAGGAAAGUAAAUGCCGUUACGGAGAAGCCUUUUGUCCUGCCGAUUUCCAGUUUCUGCGCCGGGGGAGAGUUCAAAAAUGAUGCAUGUCAAGGCGACGGGGGCGGCCCUUUGGUCUGUCGAGAAGACGAUUACUACGAAUUAACGGGUUUGGUCAGCUGGGGUUUUGGGUGUGGCAGAAAGGACGUCCCCGGUGUGUACGUAAAAAUCAGUUCAUUCAUCGGUUGGAUAAAUCAAAUAAUAUCAAUUUCUAAUUAAUUUUAUACAAAAAUUUAUAUAAAUAAAUAAAUCCAGAGGGGUACAAAUAAAAAAAUAAUAAAAAAAUUCCACACACCGUUUCCAUGGAAAAUCUCCGCACCAGCGCCACCUCGCGUCGCAACCCCGCACUUUUCCUCAAACAAAAGACCAUUUUCUUCACUUUUAACUCUUUAAAAAAAAUCUCAAUCAAAAGAUCUCUAAAUUAAAAUAAAAUAAAAAAAAAUAAAUGAAACCAUGGAUACGAAUCAUCUCAGAUCACUGACUUUGUCCAAAUUGCUCUCGAGCAGUUACGGCAAUGGGUUGAAUUCGAAUUCGAAUAACGGGGUGGAAACAGUGCUCGAAAAUAACAAACCUUUGAAAAUUAAUAAACAAAAUGUACAAAAUUUAGUCGAAGGGUUCUGGAAAUUGAAUCAGAAUGAAAAGUUAUUGUUUCUCAUUGGGAUUCAGCAACAGCAGGGGGGUGGGAAUCAGAAUAAGGAUGUCGUUGUUGGCUCCACCACACCACCAAUCAACCCAGUAAACGGCGACCCCACCACCGCCACACCCACCAAUCUCCCCACCCCCAUCCCCCCAACCACACCCCCAAUCCCCCCUCCCCCCACCCCCACCCCCUCCCUCUCCCGCCUCUCCUCCACCACCUCCUGGCUCCUAACAAACUUCACCUCCGACCCCCUCACGGCCCUCCCAAAGGAAGAAGUUUACGAUUUUUACACACAAACGUUUCCAUGGAAACCAAUCUCCACGGCGGAUUUCGGAAAACUAAUGCGCCAAGUCUUCCCAGAAGUAAAAGCGCGUCGCCUCGGACAACGCGGCGCAUCGAAAUAUUGCUAUGCCAACAUCCGCAAAAAA
Folsomia candida is the source of this 3587-nucleotide messenger RNA. Its product is annotated as protein masquerade. Gene Ontology annotation, biological process: proteolysis. The record is from RefSeq and is a predicted model, not a curated record. Lineage: Eukaryota; Metazoa; Arthropoda; Collembola; Entomobryomorpha; Isotomidae. Gene Ontology annotation, molecular function: serine-type endopeptidase activity.